AACACACCGCUGUACUGCUGAGCCCCGCCAACUCCGGUCACAUGAUCACCCGCACAGGUCCUUCAGCCACAAUAUCUUCUAUCUUGCUGAGCUCCGCCCCCAAAUGUACUAAUCACAUGAUGGUGACAUCAUCACAGGUCCUACACCUCCAGCAUUUAGCUUAUACAGAACAGGUCCUGGUCCGUUACAUGAGGAGGAGGUUCCUAUAAGGUGUCAGGACGUGGCGGUCUAUUUCUCCAUGGAGGAGUGGGAGUAUGUAGAAGGACACAAGGAUCAGUACAAGGAUCAGGUGAUGAUGGAGGAUCAGCAGCCCCUCACAUCACCAGCAGGUGAUUCCUGUGUGUUCCCUACAGAUGGAGUCAUGGAUAGAAAUCCACCCGAGAGGUGUCCCCGUCCUCUGUAUUCCCAGGACUGUCCAGAGGGAAAUGUCCCAGAGAAGCAUCAGGGGGGAGAUCUGACUAAUAAUAAAGUGGAGGAUGAAGAAGAGAGGAUGAGGGGCCAUCACCCGUGUAUGAGGGAAGUGAAGGAGGAAAUUCCAGGAGGUGUUACCCUAGAUGGAGUCCUGGAUAGAAAUCCACCCGAGAGGUGUCCCCGUCCUCUGUAUUCCCAGGACUGUCCAGAGGGAAAUGUCCCAGAGAACCAUCAGAGUGAGUACCUGACUAUUAUUAAAGUGGAGGAUGAAGCAGAAGUGGAUUGGAUGAAGGGCGAUCACCCGUGUGUAAGGAAAGUGAAGGUGGAGUUUCCAGGAGACUAUACCCCAGAAAAUCCCCUUGAGAACUCUGAGGGAGACGUAAUGUACUCGCUGAAUUAUAAAGAAGAUGAAGAUAUGAUGGAGCAGUCCUCAGGAAAAAACUUCAUUACUCUUACUGUCCAUCCAGGACUUCAUGGUACAGAUCUAUCCUAUAAUAAUCCCUCUGAUCAUGAGGAAACUUCUCCCGACCAAUGGCAGACUGCUACCACAAGCACAGGUCAGAGAGGAGGGAAAAGGCUUCAAUGUGAUGAAUGUGGGAAAGAGUUUUCAAAAACAUCAGAUCUACUUAAACACAGCAGAAAUCACACAAGGGAGAGGCCAUACUCCUGUUCAGAAUGCGGAAAAUGCUAUCCAUAUAAAUCAGAGCUUGUGUUACAUGAGAGAAUUCACACAGGAGAGAGGCCGCAUUCAUGUUUAGAAUGUGGGGAACGUUUUACUCGGAAAUCUGCUCUUGUUAGACAUAAGAGAAUUCACACAGGAGAGAAGCCGUAUGCAUGUUUAGAAUGUGGAAAAUGCUUUAUAAGUAAAACGGCUCUGAAACACCAUGUGAGAAUUCACACAGGGGAAAAACCAUUUUCAUGUUCAGAGUGUGGUAAAUGUUUCACACACAAAUCACAUCUUGUUAUACAUGUGAGAGUUCACACGAGAGAGAAGCCAUUCUCAUGCUCAGAAUGCGGGAAAUGUUUUACCGAUCAGUCAACUCUUGUUAGGCAUCAGAGAAGUCACACGGGAGAGAAGCCACAUUCGUGCUCAGAAUGUGGAAAAUGCUUUAUUAGUAAAUCAGGACUGGUAAACCAUGAGAGAAGUCACACAGGAGAAAAAACAUUUCCAUGUUCAGCAUGUGGGAAAUGUUUCUCACGUAAAGCACAGCUUGUUGUGCAUGAGAGAAGUCACACAGGAGAGAAGCCUUAUUCGUGUUCACAAUGUGGGAAGUGUUUUACACAGAUAACGCAUCUUAUUGUACAUGAGAGAAGUCACACAGGAGAGAAACCAUUUUCAUGUUCUGAAUGUGAGAAAUCUUUCACAAAAAAAUCGCAUCUUGUUUUACACGAGAGAAGUCACACAGGAGAGAAGCCAUAUUCAUGCUCACAAUGUGGGAAUAGUUUUGCAAAAAAAUGUAAUCUCGUUAGACAUGAGAGAAUUCACACAGGAGAGAAACCGUAUUCAUGUUCAGAAUGUGGGAAAUGUUUUAGUACUAAAGGCAAUCUUCAGGAUCAUGAGAGACGUCACACAAGAGCGAAGCUGUUUUGAUGUUCUGUAUGCGGAAAAAGUUUUAGAAGGAGCAGGGGCACCUCAUGUCGUUUUUUUCUAUUUAUAUAUGUGAACAAAUGAAUAUUCCAUCUUCCAUAACCCUAAUCUUUAUAUCUUUGUAUGAAUGAACUGAAUAAAAAACAAGUGGGGUGUUGCCA
Messenger RNA from Hyla sarda, 2160 nucleotides. Its product is annotated as gastrula zinc finger protein XlCGF57.1-like. NCBI's taxonomy places the organism in Eukaryota, Metazoa, Chordata, Amphibia, Anura, Hylidae. The transcript is spliced from 7 exons. Bases 239 to 2002 code for a protein of 587 amino acids. The record is from RefSeq and is a predicted model, not a curated record.